GGACCCGACGCUGUCCCUGGACCUGCGCCGCAGACUGGCGCUCAGCCUCUACGGCCCCGUGCUGAGGAAGGUGCCGAUCUUCAGGGACGUGAAGAGCAUGUACCUGAAGUGCCUGUGCCAGCGAGUCGUGGUGCGCCUGUACACGCCCGGGGACCUCCUGGUGCUCAUCGGCGAGGUGGGCUCCGAGCUCUUCAUAAUCAUGUCAGGCAAAGUGGAGCCCGUGGGCGAGGACGGGCGCCCGAUCCGGGACAUCGUGAUGGGGGAGGGGCAGUACUUCGGGGAGAUCUGCUUCCUGCACCCCGGGACUCGCAGGACGGCCUCGGUACGCUGCGUCGAGUUCUGCCAGACGAUCGUCCUGACGCUCGAGACGUUCGACCAGCUGCAGAUGACGGAGGUCCUGGACGCGAUCCGCUCCCAAAGCCACGACAUGCAGAAGGCCUACGUCAAGCCAGAACUCCCGAACGCCUGCACGGGCUUGGACACUGAUGAUGACAAGGACGCCGAGCCCGGCGCGGGCGACGAGGCGGAGGGCCCCGCGGUGCCCGGGCGCCUGCCGGGCAGCCCGGCGGAGGCGCAGGGCGGUGCCGGGCCGGCGGAGGGGCAGCUGAGGACGGUCGCCUCGGGGCAGGUCCCCUCGGCGCAGCACCAGACCAAGAAGGGCCCCCAGCCCCUUCGCAGCAGCCCCCGCCACCUCAGCCACCUCCGAGGGCAGGGCCGCUCCGAGGACC
Messenger RNA from Prorocentrum cordatum, 728 nucleotides. The record is from the annotation of a GenBank genome assembly. Lineage: Eukaryota; Dinophyceae; Prorocentrales; Prorocentraceae.